AUGGGGUUUCUCGACAAAAUAUUCGGUCGAAAAAACUCUCCGCAUGAAGAACUGCCGUCCUCCAUAGGCCCGUUGGGCAUGCCGGGCGACUGGCAGCCAGUGCCUGAGCUAAGCGACGACUUCUCGGGCUCCGCGCUUGACACCACCAAGUGGGAGCCGUUCAACAAGACAUGGAAAGGGCGUGCGCCGGGCUGGUUCAACCCGUCUAAUGUGACGGUCUCGGGCGGCUCGCUGAACCUUUCCAGCCGUGUGGAAGAGGCGCCCGCGGGCUACCCGGAGAAGUUCCACACGUUCUCCACGAGCUUCGUGCGCUCCAAGGCGCGGAUCAAAUACGGGUUCAUCGAGGCGGUGGUGCAGACGGCGGACUCCGUGACCAGCUCAUCGUUCUGGCUCGUGCACAACCAGCAGGAGGAUUGGAACGAGAUCGACGUGUUCGAGUCAAGCCAGGCGGCGGGGCACGAGCGCAAGUUUCACAUGAACAUGCACGUGUUCCGCAAGGACGGCGCCAAGCUGGCGCAGACGUACUCAAAGCCGAAGUGGGUGCAGCUCGAGCGCAGGAUGUGCGAAAAGGCGCUGGUUGUCGCGGUGGCGUGGGAUGAGGAGUACGUGACGUGGCUCGUCGAGGGCAAGGUGGUGCGCAGGGAGAAGAACGAGGCGUGGAAUCAUGAGAUGUGGUUGCAGUUCGACUGCGAGACGAUGGGGGGAUGGUUCGGGCUGCCAGAGGUGGGGGAUGGGAGACUGCCGGCUGUGUUCCGUGUGUUUGCCGUGCGGACGUGGAAGAAGGCGUGA
This is a messenger RNA of Chondrus crispus (carragheen), 789 nucleotides long. RefSeq names its product glycoside hydrolase family GH16 putative kappa-carrageenase hydrolytic cleavage of beta-1, 4-galactan linkages. NCBI's taxonomy places the organism in Eukaryota, Rhodophyta, Florideophyceae, Gigartinales, Gigartinaceae. Gene Ontology annotation, biological process: carbohydrate metabolic process. Gene Ontology annotation, molecular function: hydrolase activity, hydrolyzing O-glycosyl compounds. Bases 1 to 789 code for a protein of 262 amino acids. The record is from RefSeq and is a predicted model, not a curated record. The transcript has a single exon.